Messenger RNA from Knipowitschia caucasica, 2832 nucleotides. NCBI's taxonomy places the organism in Eukaryota, Metazoa, Chordata, Actinopteri, Gobiiformes, Gobiidae. The record is from the annotation of a GenBank genome assembly.
AUGCCACAGGCCGUCUGCACACUCCCUCUGCUUUUGGCACUCACGGGAUACGCUUUGGCAGGGCUCAGUAUCUGGCCCUCUCUUCACAUUGCCCUCAGCAACGCCAGCGUAUUUGUGGACUUUUUACUGAAUUCCAGCAACAGCACUCUUGUUCAAAGGACCCUGUCCUUAGUCAAUACAGAGACCAACACCACCUUAACCACUCGGAAGAUCCCAAACGUCCCAUCUACUUUUAGGGUGGAGUUCAACUGCUCCUGCUUCCUCUAUGCCGGGACCUUCCGCUUCUUGCUGAGGCAAACAAGUAUAGCCCCUGAAGCUUCUCACAGCAAUAAUGGGACAAGCAACAAUGAUGUGGAGAGGACGACCUUGUGGUGGAGUUCAGAACUGCAAGUGCAAUGGCCCACUUUUCAUGUGGCUGUGGAAAGGGCUGGAAACCACUCUGGGUCUUUUCAGGUUGGGAUUGCGACUAAUGACCAGUUCACAGCCUGCAACAGUGGCUUAGACUCUGCUCUCUUCCUGGAGGUUAGUUUCAUGGAGUACAACCAAAUCGGCCGAAACAGCAUCGACAAAGUCCGGACACGCUCCCGCUAUCCAGUCAAACUGCUCCGCUCCCAAAGCUUCGAGCUGCCAUGCGCUUUCCCAUUCACUGAAAAAGACUUCAUACGAGUGGACCUGAAGUCGCCUCAUACAACUCAAGAUGUGAAAAGUUCUGGACCACUCUAUUUGUCCAGAAUAUUCUCUUACAAGCUUCUGGUUGAGAAUGGCAGCACUUAUAGAGGGGCAUGUGAAGGAACAAUGUCUGUCAAGCUGCAGACUCCACCUUGUGCCCACGUUAAUGGAAAAGUUUUGCUCUACAAAGACACAGGGGUCGGUCAAAGUGUAUCCACCACUGGAACAGGAAGCACUGCAUUGUUGGGAUUUGGGUCAGAGGAACCAGGAUCACCUCCUCUGGCGUUCAACUGGCUCACUCAAGGACAGAAUGAAACCGAGUUCAACUGCUCUGUAUUUUACCCGGGGAGGAACAAAUACUGCUUUCGGUUUGUCUUCAACUACAGCCGAUCACCCAGUCCAGCGCACACAUGUGUGGUGGUCCACAAGAGUGCAGAGUCGUGGGGCCCAUGGCAGCCUUGGAGCUUGUGCAGUGUGUCCUGUGGUGAAGGGGUGAGGGAGAGGAUCCGUGACUGUUUAAUGCCCUCUGGUGGAGGCGGCCGGAAGUGCACAGGCAUGGUCAAAGAACAGUCUCUCUGCUCCCUGGAAAACUGCGUUGCGUCACCAGCCUCCACUCCAUCCCCACCUCCUGUCCCCAUGGGAACCACAUCCCUGGGCAAUAACAUUGUGGCUGUGGCUGGCAUCUCUCUGUGCCUGGCUGUGAUUUUGGCCACUGUUAUUGUUGCCGUGUGGAGAAAGCUUUGUCAGACCAGUAUGACCUGCAGCUCUGUUCGCAGAGGCUCUCUCCAUUCUCCAGGGGGAAGGAAGUUGUCAGAUGAGGCUUCCAUUUGUGCGAACAGCCUGCAGCGGCCCAGUGUCAUCGAUGGCCAUGUUAAAACAGCCGGGGUCACCGCCUCCCAAAAAGACAUGCCUCCCAUCACUCCUCCACCCCCAACGCAGACACUGGCAAUACCUAUUGCCCAAGACCCAGAGAGACUGUCCCCUAGUGGUCAGAAGAUGCUGCCGCCAAUAUUUGGGUACCGACUGGCUCAGCAGCAGUUGAAAGAAAUGAAGAAGAUCGGUUUGAAGGAGGCCACGCAGCUCUACCACGUUUCCUCCAGUCCCGUCCACGACACUCUGCUGGAAUCAUCCGCCUCUCCCACCUGCUCCCCCAUCCCCUCCCCUACAACAUUCCCCCUGGGCCCUCCCAAAGACACAAACUCAAGCCUUUUCCGAAUCGCAGCGCCUUUCUCUGACAUGUCACUUCAGACUUUGACGACUGCGCCUGACAGACUGAGUCCUCGAGGAGAUGAAAUUAUCGGACCCGUUUCUGGUCGUUCAAAGGGUGCGAGUGCUGGUUGGAGGGAGCGGACAGCAGACUGGGUGGAGAUGGUGGAGCGGAGUGGAUUGGCAGGAUUAGGACAAGGAAGUGCUGAAGGGAAUGAAAUCAACUAUAACAGGAAUCCAUAUUUCCGUAGAACUUGUAGUUUUAAUGACACUAAACCUCAGCUUCCAUCGGCUGCACUUGUGAGCCAGUUCAGAGAGAGAAGCAUGACACAGGUGGGAUCUCGCACUCUUCCUGAGGGGAGUAGUUGGAAUAGAAGUGGCAAGUUUUCCCCUUCUUAUCCUUUUACAGAAGAAAGUGCCUCAGAAUGGGCCAAAGCAAGACUCCAGCGAAAAGACUUGAAGAAGGCUUGGACUGGCACACAAAACAACGUGGUGAAACAUACUGGCACCAACACGGACAGUCUAAUAUCAACAUCAGAAAGACUCAUCAAGCCUGAGCUCAAAACCUCCAUCAAAGAAGGCGUCUAUAGAACACAGGGGAUCUCUGGGAUUGGGGGUCCGGUUGUGACACAGGACCCUCCCACUGCGAUGAACCAUCUCAGUUUGAAUCGAGCAGAGAUGAACUGGAGUCGGCGUGGUCCUUCUCCCAUUCAAAGAAACAUGUUGGCCCGCAAACUGAAGGAAGCUCAGUCAUCGUCUUGUGCCAAAGCAGGACGCCAACGCAGCUCGACGUUCAGCGUGUCGUCAGCGCACCAGAGGAAUAACAGGUGUAGAUCUCUGCCCAUGUCUGGAGACUUCAGCAGCAGCAGCGGGGGAUCACCGUACAGACUGAGUGAAGCUGAGCAGAGGAUGAUGGACUUGGAUCUGUCUUCCCCGUGUGAAGAGGCGGCCGAGUAA